Nylanderia fulva is the source of this 1039-nucleotide messenger RNA. It is a transcript of the gene Cpr97Ea, whose product is annotated as cuticular protein 97Ea. Lineage: Eukaryota; Metazoa; Arthropoda; Insecta; Hymenoptera; Formicidae. Gene Ontology annotation, cellular component: chitin-based extracellular matrix. The record is from RefSeq and is a predicted model, not a curated record. Gene Ontology annotation, molecular function: structural constituent of chitin-based larval cuticle.
AUCGCCGGUACUCUAGCCUCGCUGUCUACUUAUAUUCACACACACUAACACUACCACCGACCGCGGGGAAACAUGAUGCACACCCUCGCGACGGUAGCAACAGUGCUUGUCGCGCUGCUGGCGGUGUCGGCACAGCAGUACCAGCAACCGGAUCCUAAUUACGCCGACGAUUACGCCCAGUAUGACACGCAACGACCUAGCCAGCCGACCCCACGUAGCUACGCGAGCAACGAAGUGCCGGCUCGUCAAUCGGCUGCUGCGAAUCCGAAGCCAACCCCAGUGGCGAUCCUGAAGCAAAUCAAUCGCCACAACGAGGACGGCUCGUACACGUACGGUUUCGAGGGCGCGGACGGCUCCUUCAAGAUCGAGACCAAAUUGCCGACCGGCGACGUCAAGGGCAAAUACGGCUUUGUCGACGACACCGGGAAGGUCCGCAUAGUCGAGUAUGGCGCCAAUCAAUACGGCUUCCAGCCGGCCGGUGAUGGCAUCACCGUCGCUCCGCCGACCUUGAUCGACGAGACCACCAGCAAGGAGGCUCUCGAGGCGCAGGCUUAUCAGGAGUAUCAGGAGCAACAGCGACGGCAGCAGCAGCAGCAACAGGCAGCCGCGCGUCCAGCUUAUCAACCACCACCACCGACCCAAUCGCACACCCAGGCCGUCUACGCUCCGGCGCAAGUAGCUCCGAGCAGACCGGCUCUACCUAAACCACCCAUCUUCACCCCAGCUGCACCCCAGACGCCGCGACAGUCCCAGCUGGUGCAGCAGAGUCCGAUCUACGACGAGCCCGCGCCGCCCUCGCAGCUCUAUAAUCAGGGACCAGCGCAGUUCGCGGUGCCGAACCAGGAACGUCGUAGUCAGCCGCAGCCUUCCAACGGCGGCAACGGCAUCCUGGACCAGCUCGCCAGGGACUACGCUUUGCCUCAGGGAGUCGCACCACCGCUGCACGACAUCAGCUUCGGCGUUUACUAGUCCUCUACUCCUUUUUUGUCUGUCGGAGAUGGAAGAGUCCGGGAUCGAUCGCAAGAAAAUUUGUACCGUU